GUGGCGUCCUCUCCGUAAUACAUACCAAACUUCUUCCCAUCAGGCUGGAGUUCAUCAAGGAUCUAAACCUGAAACUGGAGCCCAGAAGCACACAGAGGAGGAAGAACAACAAGACUGGUUCCCAGCCCAUCCAAGGUAGAAGCGAACAACGCUAGAGAUGGUGACUGUGCAAGAUGAGAUGCGCAGGGGGCCAUGGACAGAGCAGGAGGACCUGCAACUGGUAUGCACUGUCCGCCUGUUCGGUGAUCGCCGCUGGGAUUUCGUUGCCAAAGUCUCAGGCCUCAACAGGACAGGCAAGAGCUGCCGCCUCCGGUGGGUCAACUACCUCCACCCUGGCCUCAAGCAUGGGCGCAUGUCGCCACAAGAGGAACACCUCAUUAUUGAACUCCAUGCUCGAUGGGGUAACAGGUGGUCUAGGAUUGCACGAAGACUGCCAGGGCGCACGGAUAAUGAGAUCAAGAACUACUGGAGGACACACAUGAGGAAGAAAGCACAGGAGAGGACGACGGACAUGUCACCUUCUUCUUCAUCGUCGUCGUUCAUCACAUACCAAUCCUGCCUGGUUGAGACUGCGCCAAUCAUCAGGAUGGAUGGAGGGCGCACUCAUAUUGGCAGCACCUGCAUCUCAAGCGUACUUAAGAGCAACCAGAGUGUCAUGGAUGGAUAUUCCAUGGACCAGAUAUGGAAGGAGAUCGAGGCACCUGCCAUUCUGACUCCUAAUGAUAAAAUAUACUGCAAUCUCCCAUGUCCUCUGGUGCCAUCUCCUCCUAUGGGAGAUCGCUAUUGUCCCGAGGUAGUCUGGAAGAUGGAUGAUGAUGAGACCAAGAUGUUAGCCCCACAAUUUGGUUAUGGUAAUGGAGGAGAUCCCUGCUAUUGAAGGCUCAAGCCGUCAGGAUUGAGCUCAGGUUACUAAGAUACAUAUACAUAUAUGCUUAACAGAAUGGUCAGUACCCAUGUAGCUAUGUCUGCAUAUACAUAUAUAUAUGCUUGCAAGAAUUGCCAGUAGCUAUGUUUGCAUUAGUAUGCGGGUGGUCUAAAUAUCCACAUAUGUACUGUUACAAUGUAUAUUUUCAGGUGUGCUCACGAUGUGUGUGCCUAUGUAGCGUGUAAAAUAGAUUGUCACUUGCCAUUAUAGAAUGGAAUAUGAGAGCAGUUUAUAUGAAUAACAAAGCUGUCAGUCUCCA
This is a messenger RNA of Lolium rigidum, 1184 nucleotides long. Its product is annotated as myb-related protein MYBAS1-like. Bases 158 to 877 code for a protein of 239 amino acids. The transcript is spliced from 3 exons. Lineage: Eukaryota; Viridiplantae; Streptophyta; Magnoliopsida; Poales; Poaceae. Gene Ontology annotation, biological process: regulation of DNA-templated transcription. The record is from RefSeq and is a predicted model, not a curated record. Gene Ontology annotation, molecular function: sequence-specific DNA binding; DNA-binding transcription factor activity. Gene Ontology annotation, cellular component: nucleus.